Molecule: messenger RNA, 666 nt
Organism: Prorocentrum cordatum
Lineage: Eukaryota; Dinophyceae; Prorocentrales; Prorocentraceae
Source: the annotation of a GenBank genome assembly
GGAGAGGAGAGGAGUUGAGAAGAGAGUAGAGUACCCACGGGUUGCCAGUCAGUCCCCUGCCGAUGAGGGGCAGUCCCUUCCUGUGGCCAAGACGCCAACAGGCCGUCGCCCUUGGUUCGGCACGCUGGGCGACGCUCCCUCACCCACCUCUGGAGUCCCUCGACGCCGUCUGGCGAGGUCCCGUACCUGCCGAGCGCGACUGAUGGCGAGAUGGCGACGGCCUGGAUCCUGCUGCCCAUGCCGCACCCGCCUCUGUGGCCGCUGGCGCUGCGAGGGAGCCCGCCGCGGCAGCUGCCUCCUUUCCUGCCCCCGGCGCCGUCGUCGCGGUCCCGAGCGGCUUGGGCUGCCUCCCUCCUCGUGCCGUCGAGGCUGCAGCUGCGCGCCCCACCAGGCCUGGCGCGGCGUCGCGUGCCUCCCGAGCCCCCAGGCCUCCCCGGCGGUGGUGCGGGCGCGGGCCAGGCGUCCGCGGUGGCCGCGUCCUUCCCGGGCUCGACGGCGGCGCUCCCGCUGUCGCCGGAGCGCUCGGGGAGGCUGGACGUCGCCAGACUGGCGGUGGCCGUAGCUGCAGCACCUCUGGCAGCCGAGCAUGGUGUCGGGCUCGGGGGCAGGCCGCCCUGGUCCAGCGAUGGAUGCGCCGCAGCACAGAGGAGAACACAGUAGGAUGGA